This is a messenger RNA of Thamnophis sirtalis, 1135 nucleotides long. The record is from RefSeq and is a predicted model, not a curated record. NCBI's taxonomy places the organism in Eukaryota, Metazoa, Chordata, Lepidosauria, Squamata, Natricidae.
GUGAUCCGCAAGGGCUGGCUCACGAUCAACAACAUUGGCAUCAUGAAAGGCGGCGCCAAAGAAUAUUGGUUCGUCCUGACUGCCGAGAACCUCUCGUGGUACAAGGAUGAUGAGGAGAAAGAGAAGAAGUACAUGCUGCCAGUGGACAACUUGAAGGUGCGGGACAUCGAGAAAGGUUUCAUGUCCAGCAAGUACAUCUUUGCCCUCUUCAACACGGAGCAACGGAAUGUUUACAAAGAUUACCGUCAACUGGAGCUGGCGUGUGAGACCCAGGAGGAGGUGGACAGUUGGAAGGCGUCCUUCCUGCGGGCUGGAGUUUACCCAGAACGCGUUGGGGACAAAGAUAAAUCUGGCGAUUCGGAAGAGAAUGGCUCGGACAGCUUAAUGCAUUCCAUGGAUCCCCAGCUGGAGAGACAAGUGGAAACCAUCCGGAACCUUGUUGAUUCUUACAUGGCCAUCGUCAACAAAACCAUCCGUGAUCUGAUGCCCAAGACGAUCAUGCACCUUAUGAUAAACAACACCAAGGAGUUCAUCCACUCCGAGCUUCUCGCCAACCUCUACUCCUGCGGCGACCAGAACACCCUCAUGGAGGAGUCACCCGAGCAAGCCCAGCAUCGCGACGAGAUGCUGCGCAUGUAUCACGCCCUGAGAGAGGCCCUUAACAUCAUCGGGGACAUCAACACUACCACCACCAGCACUCCGCUGCCACCGCCAGUGGACGACUCUUGGCUGCAGGUGCAGAACAUACCGUCCGGACGCAGGUCUCCCACCUCCAGCCCCACGCCGCAGAGAAGGGCUCCGGCAGUCCCACCCACUCGACCUGGAUCGCGAGGACCAGCUCCUGGACCUCCGCCUGCUGGUGGUCCCAGCCUCGGUGGUGCUCCCCCUGUGCCUUCCAGGCCGGGGGCCUCUCCUGAUCCUUUCGGACCACCCCCGCAAGUCCCCUCACGGCCCAACCGUGUGCCCCCGGGGGUCCCAAGGUAGGUGAGACCAUGCAGUAAGCAGGGUAAAACUCAAGCCGGCUUUAUUUUCAUGGGUUUUAGAAUCGGCGUCCUUUAACCAAAUUGUUGUUAACCUUGUAACAUGGGGCGCGGUGGCUCAGUGGCUAAGACGCUGAGCUUGUUGAUCAGAGAGG